AAUAUGAUGGUGCCGGGUGCAACUGGAGGUGAACAAAAGGUAACAUCUACAAUUGUAGGAGAAGGUGUCACUGCAACGAUAGGUGGCAGAACUACUGAGAGGACUAGUAUCGAUGCGACAUCUGCUAUAGGUGGUGGUGUUGGUGGUAAAGAUGUGGAAGAACAUGGUUUAAAAACAAGCAUUGGUGGUGGUGCUAGUGCUAGUAGCGGUGUUGAUGCCUAUGCUUGGGACGGUAGUGGUGGGCAUAUAGAUGGAGGUGGUGGUCGUAUAGGUAACAGAGGUAUAGUUGUGGUCACUGAUGGUGAAGAUGCAGGUAGUCGGCGGCUGUGA
This is a messenger RNA of Ilex paraguariensis (yerba mate), 330 nucleotides long. The record is from the annotation of a GenBank genome assembly. Lineage: Eukaryota; Viridiplantae; Streptophyta; Magnoliopsida; Aquifoliales; Aquifoliaceae.